ACGUGCUGUUAGUAAAAGUUGGGAUAGGAGCGCGAGAAGGAGAGCUCGAUCAACGGUCGAGCUGACGCACGAAGCUCACCUCCCCUUUCACGCCACGGGCAAAAAAGUUCAAGUCGCUGCGAGUCCCCUCAAACUCCGUGGUAGGUCGAGAAGUCCGGAUUAUUUUGAGAGAGAGAAGCUUCACGCAAGAAUAAUAUUCUGCUCGGAGUUAGAGAAAUACAGCACGGAGGAAAAGUUGAAAAGUUUUGCCUUCAUUAUCAGUCAAUGUAGUGAGUUUAUUAAAGAGUCGGCGUACGUAGACGGGUGAGCCCGAGCUGUCAAACCCGAUGACUACUGCAAACUGCCCCGGGAAUGAAGAGCUGGAUUUCAGACUGAUCUUUGGGGAGGACGGGCAGCAGCCCCCGCUAGGCCCCGCAGAUCUAGAACCAGAUGAUAACACCUCAUUUUACAUCCUCAAUGUGGGCCAACCGCCUUCAGUGGUCAGCCAGUCACACAGUCUUCAACGCCAUGGGGGGCUACCCGCAGCCCAACUCAUUGCGACGUCUCCUUACCUGCAGGCCCACCACAAGGCCUACGAGCCCAGCUACGAGCCUCCGGACUCUAAAUACACACCCACGGGGGUGGGUGGAGGAGGGAGCGGCCCACCCAAGGCUUUUGAAUGUCCCAGCAUCCAGAUUACCUCCAUCUCUCCAUGCUGCCAGCAGGAAAUGGAAGCCAGUGAGGAUGACAUGAGAGCGAAGGGUCCGGACAGAGACUACCAUGACAGACCCCUGUCUCGUGAUCACUUGUACCUGCCUCUAGAUCACUCCUACCGAGAUUCUUCCCUGAGCCCAAGCCCAUGCAGCAGCCUGUCCUCUCGUAGCUGGUUCUCCGACGCGUCAUCCUGCGAAUCCAUCUCACAUGUGUAUGACGAUGUGGAUUCGGAACUGAACGAAGCAGCGGCACGUUUCACCCUCGGGUCGCCGCUCACCUCGCCGGGCUGUUCUCCGCAGGCUGGACCACAGGAGGAAGUGUGGCAACAGCAUCAUCAUCAUCAGCCGGCCUUCGCACACUCUCUUCCUCAUUCACACUCCCAUUCUCUAUCGCCCCGCCAGUCACCAUGCCACUCACCCCGUACGAGCGUCACAGACGAAAACUGGCUGAGUCCUCGCUCACCUUCAAGGCCCUCUUCGCGCCCAACAUCACCCUGCGGGAAAAGACGCCACUCCAGCGCAGACAUAUGCUACCUGGGCUCUUUAUCACCCCAUCACUCCCCGACUGCAACACCCGGUCACUCGCCCAGGGGUAGCGUGACCGAAGACACAUGGAUUGGAAGCCCGUCGAUGGGCAUGUCUCCUUUCCAAUGUUGUCCAUCUGAGGCUGACAUACCUUCCAAAACAAGGAAAACUUCACAAGACUGUACAGCAGCAAUCCAGGCAGGGAAGGGUGACCUGGGCAUGGAUGAUUCUGGGAAUGUAUCUCCCUUACUAGACUCUCCCGCUGAGGACGGCAUGCACGGAUUAAAGAAGGACGGACCCGGAGAACAGUUUCUCUCUGUUCCGUCUCACUUCACGUGGAACAAACCCAAACCAGGACACACACCUAUUUUCAGGGCGUCAUCCCUUCCUCCCCUGGACUGGCCCUUGCCAAAUCAGUACGGACAGUUUGAGUUGAAAAUCGAGGUUCAUCCCAAAGCUCACCACAGAGCCCAUUAUGAGACCGAAGGCAGCCGAGGGGCCGUUAAAGCCACAACCGGUGGACACCCUAUUGUCAAGCUUAUUGGCUACAAUGAGAAGCCUGUAAAUCUGCAGAUGUUCAUUGGGACGGCGGAUGACCGCUAUCUGAGGCCGCACGCUUUCUACCAGGUUCACCGCAUCACAGGAAAAACCGUUGCUACAGCAAGCCAGGAAAUUAUCAUUACCAGCACAAAGGUUCUGGAGAUUCCUAUACUUCCUGAAAACAACAUGUCUGCCAGUAUUGAUUGUGCUGGAAUCCUGAAGUUGAGGAACUCAGACAUCGAGCUGAGGAAAGGAGAGACAGAUAUUGGACGGAAAAACACUCGGGUUCGUGUGGUGUUUAGGGUUCACAUCCCACAACCCAACGGAAAAGUGGUCUCACUACAGGCUGCAUCAAUUCCAGUGGAGUGCUCUCAGCGCUCAGCACAGGAGUUACCUCAGGUUGAGAAGGCCAGUAUUAGCAGCUGUUCUGUGAGUGGAGGGGAGGAAAUGGUCAUCACUGGCUCUAACUUUUUCCCCGAGUCAAAGGUCAUCUUUCUGGAGAAAGGUCCUGAUGGACGGCCGCAGUGGGAGGUUGAGGCAAAGGUCAUCCGAGAGAAGAGUCAAGGAUCAAGCAUCGUUGUGGAGGUGCCUCAAUAUCACAGCAAGACGGUCACCUCAGCCAUGCAGGUGCAGUUUAACGUGUGCAACGGCAAACGGAAAAGGAGCCAAUCACAACGUUUUACCUAUCUGCCAGUUCUGGUCAAGCAAGAACAUAGAGAAGAUCUCGACUCCCCUGCCGUGCCACCCAUGUCCAUGCCUCUGGUCCAUGCUGCCAGUUUGGUCUGCGCUCAGCCGCUGUCCUCCCCAGAGCACUCCCACCCACCAGACGGCCGUCUGUCCAGCUCCCCGCGUGGCCUGGCUCCAGGCCUGCACCCACUCCAGGCCCCCUGCGCCCCGAUGGGCUCACCCACUCUUCCCCACCUGCCCCACCUUCAGGCUCAAGGGCUGAAUGCGCCUCAUGAAUGCCAGAUGCCCUUCCACCCAGGCCCUGCUGCCACUGCCAGACCUUCAUACCCACCCCUACAGCACAACAUGCCCUUCAACGGCCAGCACGGUCUUCCUAUGACUGCAGGCUCCCCACAGGCCUACGAGCGGAUGCCCUUCCAGGCUGACCCAGCUGGGUGUCACAACCUGGGUUUGGGGAUGGUGUACGGCCCUGCUUCUUCAACACCCACCACUGGAGUAGCGGCAGGGCCCGGCUCCAGCCCCAGCCAUGCCGCCUGUGCCAGUAGCAGCCAGGUCAUGGCACACUCUGCCCCGCACCUGCACUCUCUAGGUUACCAUUGCCCCACUCCAGGGCAGGUCCCCUCACCCACUCACACACUGGGCCAGCCAGUGCCACAGCUCCAGCAUCCUCUGGUGUACCAUCCAGCAGGGCAGCGGUCCGCUUCCUGUCCGACACCCUCCAGUGCUUCUGUCCAUAUGGUGCCAUCUCCACACUCCGGGCCCUCUUCACCCCAGCUCCAUUCUCUCCCCUAUCAUUCACCCACCUCAACUUCACCCACAUCUAACAGCCCCUUAGGGCCUUUACCUCUCUCUGGACAGCCUUCACCUCAGGCAAGCAGUCCUGUAAUGGCUGUGUUGUCCCCAGCAGGGUCUUUGGUGAACACGCUUGCCCAACAGGGAGAGAGUCUUAACAUCAAACAGGAGCCGGAGGAUAGAGAGCCUACCUUUCGUACCAUCGGCCUGCAGGACAUUACUCUUGAUGAUGUGAAUGAGAUAAUAGGCAGAGACAUGUCUCAAGCCCCUGGGGCUCAUGGGGGUUCUCCAGCAGCACGCAGUCAGUCCUAGCCCACAUCAGAUGCUCAGACGAUCCGCAGAGAACCCGGGCAAGGAGCUUUCACCUAAACCUGCUGUCUGCCCUGUUCAGACCAAGUCCUGAAAGACCAGCGUGGAUCCAGAAGCAGUCAAAACCUUCACCAACAGUUACUGCUUCAUUUAAAAUUACCACACUCGCCCAAGUGCUGGAGAUGAAUAUGGUAAGAACAGAGAGAGUAGGGCUGUGUAUGCACGUACUGCAUAUACAUAUGCAGGUGUGGUGAGGUGGGAGUAAACUUGGAUUUGUGUCGGGCGCACAAGCUACUCCUGGAAAAAACUAUAAUUCAGAGCUCUCUGACAGCAUGAUGUAUUAUUUGUAGCUUGCAGAUUAACCCUUCGUAUCGGCUAGCUAUGCAGUUCCCUCAUGCCUGAACAGAAUAUGCAUUGCAGAAUAAGAUGUCCACGCCUUCUUACCAGCGUAAACACCGCCUUUUUAAGUACACAUUCUCCCAGUGCUGCCCCCUAGUGGAGAGGCCCUCGGGCGCUCCACUGAGUCUGUAGUAAUAAUAAUAUGCAACAUUCCACAUGUCUAGUGACCUUUCUGAGCUGUAGAUAAUCUGUUUAAUGAUUGGCCCAGUUCCUCUUCAGGUUGAACAAAUGCCUUAUGUACUAGCUGUGAUUGUGAUGGAAAAGGCUUUCGGCUGAGAUUUUUCUUCUGUUUUUGGCAAGGACACUGUUGAAUCAUGUUUGUGUAUUUUAUACGUAGAAGUAACAGACCUACAUCUUGUGUUCUCGAGUGCUGUGAAUUGUGUUUGUAAAAGAUUUCACAGUGCUGUGCUUUCAAAGGAGUUGUUCUCAGAGUCUGAAGACAAAAUCGAUGUUUUGUACAGGUGCAUGAACUCCAAGAUGACUGAAGACCGAACGGUCUGGAGCUUUAUGUCCGUUGAACUCAAACAUAAUAAUAUGUUGACUAUGCGGAGAUGUCGCGAUGUGCCUUUGGUUAGAGAAACAGUUAUGCGUGAACAUAUGCAUUGCAAGUUGAAAGUCUUGGAAAUUACAAUAUGUAAUAUAAAACUGGUUGUUUUUUCAUUUUUUGGCCAUUAGGCCUUUGCCUCAUGACAAUCAACAAGUAGACUUUAAUAUAACAUUCUAAUAUAUUUAUCAAAAUCCAAACCUAUGUUAGACUAUUACAGCCAGUGUUUUUUGUUCACAGUUUGAGAAAUAAUUAUUCUUUUCAUUUUGGCCUAAACUGUUUUUGUCAACACGAUGAGAUUUCCUCUGGUCCUGAAUGUGCUAUGUUUGCAUUGAGGUACAGAGGAAUAGAUGCUGUGGACGCAGAUGCGGUUUCUCUGUUUAGGAUUUGGCUCAAGCAAAUGUAUGUUUUUACUCCAUGCCUUGAAUUUUGGAUUUGAAAGUUGUGUGGAUAUUUUUCUAAUUCUUAAAAACUGGCGCAAUCGAUGAAACCCUUUUUUCUAUCAAUUCUGAGACUUACAGCUGUAAUGAUGACUGUUAUGUACACGUUUGAUGCUAUGCACUAUAAACCUGCCUUUUGCUUUUUAAGAAAACAAAAAUACAAAAAAAUGAAAAACCUUGAUGCCUCUAGACUAGAUGCUGUAGAGAUGCUUAUUCAUAGAGUAGUAUGCCAGACAGAGUUGUGUUUCAACAUGUGUAUCUGUUUAUGCACAAAGCAAGCAUCUUAACGUUUUUGUGCGUAUGCGCUAAUGUCAGUUUGUAUUAAAUGAAUUGUAGAUAUUUGUUUUUGUAUCUUUAAACAACUCUGAAUUUGGAUGGUAUAAAAGCACAUUGAUAUAUAUUAGGCUAUGCAAGGACUGAUGAAAAUGGUGGUGUGACAUUUUCAAAUAUACAAAUAGCAGGUUUGUUUGUUACUCUUGCAUCUAUUCGGUAUGUAAGUUGUAUGUAAACCUUUACAUAUAGUGACAGGUGUUUUCAAUGCCACUUUUGACUAUUUAAUUUAAACUAUCAAAUAUAAAGUAGGAAAGCCUUAACUUGUGUUAAAUAACAUUUUAGAGAAGGUGUGUCAUGAAGUUAUGGGUUUGAUUUAGUUAUAGCUUUUAAAGAAUUAAGUCAAAUAAAAAAAAAAAGGGGGGUUAUGGGAUAAAGCUGGGCCCCUGGGUAAGCUCCUAUUUUUGUUCUCUUCUAUAAACCAAAGAUUGAACAAUGUGUUCCCAUUUUUGACAACACAGACACCAUAACUCUAUUUUUGAUACUUUGAAAUGGAUGUCAUUCCUCAAGUUUGGGUAGGUUGGAUGGUUUGUAAAAUAAAAGUACAGGUUCAAAUGAUGUUUACGGAGCCUUGUAUUAUUGUUUCAUGUACAUUUUGUAUGUAACAUUUUGUAAUUUUUAAGACUGCAGUGCUUUUUGAAAUUAUUCAAAGGGAACAGCGUGCGGCAUAGGCUCUUCUGAGGUAGUGUAUCAAUAAAGAGAAUAAAUGCGCAGUGUCUUGCCUCUCAUUGUGUUUGGGAAUGUAACCAAUAAGAAACACAUGUGUAACUGAAUUUGUGAAUGAACUGCACUUAACAGCCAUUAUGAUUAACUUCAUAACAGCACAUAUAAGAAAAGUACAUUUUUGUACAAAAUGUCAUUCAAACCAGUUACAAGGGUCUGCUACUGCAAUAUAUGACAUGGCUGUAACAUUUAUAGCCAAAAUAGAAAUAGCAGGGUAUAGUUUCAAACUAUUUUUCACAUGUAGAAUAAUGACUAAACUAAGCGUGUGUGAAUUAGGUGAACUGUAGCUCAUUCCCCUAUUCAAGUGAUUCCAUCUUUGAUUUUUUUUAUUUGAUUGUCUAACAUUUAAGAACAACUUUUAACGUGUUAUUUGUCAUGCAAUUGUUUUGAAAUUAAAAUUUUCCUU
Messenger RNA from Triplophysa rosa, 6387 nucleotides. RefSeq names its product nuclear factor of activated T cells 3a (gene nfatc3a). Gene Ontology annotation, biological process: cytokine production; calcineurin-NFAT signaling cascade; regulation of transcription by RNA polymerase II. Gene Ontology annotation, cellular component: transcription regulator complex. Bases 327 to 3548 code for a protein of 1073 amino acids. NCBI's taxonomy places the organism in Eukaryota, Metazoa, Chordata, Actinopteri, Cypriniformes, Nemacheilidae. Gene Ontology annotation, molecular function: transcription factor binding; DNA-binding transcription factor activity, RNA polymerase II-specific; RNA polymerase II cis-regulatory region sequence-specific DNA binding. The transcript has 10 exons. The record is from RefSeq and is a predicted model, not a curated record.